Molecule: messenger RNA, 1632 nt
Organism: Vitrella brassicaformis
Lineage: Eukaryota; Vitrellaceae
Source: the annotation of a GenBank genome assembly
UAUCUGGCGGCAGAUCUGUGAAGACUUGAGGCGAAACUGUCGAUAGAUACCUUGACGGCCGCUUCCGAUGAGAAAGCUGAAAGAGAAGGUGCGGAGAGAGAUGAAUGUGCACACACACGGGCCAUGACACAGGGCAGACAGACCUACGCACAUCUGACGACCGAACAACUUAUUCAGAUCACUUUGUGUCUGUCCAUCAGGAGCCCUUGUCGUCAGAGCAUGACGAUGGCGAGUCGGCGGCUGUGGAUGGAUCCCAGCACGACUACGGUGCCGAGGCUGCUGCCAACGCCGAGAUUGCAAUGGCUGUCCUCAACAACGGCACCGGCGAUGAAUGGUCGGCACACUCAUACGUCACACAUCGUCGGUUGGUGAAGCGGUCUCUCUCUCCUCGUGUGUGCAUCUCAUCUGCAGGAGUGGUGUGGGUGUGGGUGUGGGAAGUGCUAUGAGGCCCGCACACAGGGUGGAGAAGAAAACGAGAGGCUAUGACGACAGGGACCUCGGCUUCCAUCCCAGGUGCGCGUGGGGGGGCUCCCAAACACACAUGCGAUGCGGUGCGUUCUCACCAUCUCUCGUGUGAAUGUGUGUGCGUGUGUUGGUGAAGGUACGACCCCCUCAAGGCCGACUCGCGUCAGUAUCUGCUGCACCCCACUCCUUCUGCUUCUCCUGCCGCUGCUGAUGCUGCUCAGCAGCAGCACAAGGAGCCGAAAGCCAAGAAGAGAAAGACCAAAGCGAAGAAGGAACAGGAUGAUGAACCGAUACAACACGCCGACAAGGGCAACGAAUCGACAGAGGUGAGUAUGGGUCCAUCCAUCCGUCCAUGUGCCGUCGACUCUCGACAAUACUUGGCGUGGUGUGCAUUGCAUUCAUACGUGCAGCAAGAGGCAUUGGCGCCGGCACCACCAGACGCACAAGCAGCAGUGGCAGCAGCGGACACGGCCCACGUCCGUCUGGAGGUGCAUCCCCUCUUCGCCUCCAUGUUCAGAAAGGCCAACCAACCACACACACAGGACGACCAGCAGACAGGUACGCAUACGCACAUCCGCAUAGGCACCUCCUCUCACUGAUGCGUGUGCCCGUUGUGUGUGCAGCAGGUGAUCUGAAGCAGCAGCAGGGAGCACCACGACGGCAGAAGGCCUCCCGAGAGAAGGGCGACACACAGACGCAGCCAUCAGCUGCAGCUGGGUCGGGUGGCGAGCUGCAGUGGGCGGCAUCCGUGUUGGGCGAGGGGGUGCUCGACGAUGCUAAGGGCGAGAAACCCAAGAAAAGCCGGCACAAGAAGCCUCCUUCAGACGGGAAGAACGCUCUCACAGGUGGGCAAGGGCAGCGCCACCACCCAUCCACACGCCCCUUCAUCCAUCCAUCUGUCGGCAUGAUGAAUGAAUUGGUGUGCAGGUCGCUGGGGGUGCGCGGACCCCCCUCCCUGCCCAGUCGGCCCCCUCAACUGUCGGCCCUUCUGGCGGACUGAGAGCUUAGAUGCAGUGGAGGCCCAGUGGAUGGCGCGGCGCCGGGCACUCACGGCCGACUAUAAGUCGAAACACAAACAGGCGCUGAGGAGCCAGAGGAACAGGGGCAAGGCUGGUGGUGGUCGUGGUGGUGGUGGUGUUGAGCCCGACUGACCCGAGUGUGAAAGAG